ACAGACGUUAAGAAACCUUACCCAGCGAGCCCUACUUGUUUCUAACUUAUGUUUCUUGACACACGGUUUUCUUUAAUUUGGUGAGUAAAUUGUCGGUUGAAAGACUUUAACGGUCGGUUCAAACGGUAAAAGCCGCAAUGGCGUCGCCGCUGGAGAUGACAGAGAUGUACGACAACGCUCUGCUGGGAAUCCUGCAGCAUGUUGGAAACAUCCAGGACUUUCUUCAGGUCUAUUUCGGGUUCUUGUACCGGAAAACGGACUUUUAUCGUCACCUGUCAGUUCCCAACGACAAGAUGGGCUUCCCUCCCGGCGUGGCGGAGAAGAUGGUGCUAAAGACAUUUAAGCUGUUUGAGAAGGUGGCAGAGCACGACAGAGAGAGACAGCUGAGCGAGAGGCAAAAGCGAGAGGAGAGUAGAUGUGUUCCUCCGGCAGUUCAGGAGCUGGAAGUCGCCACGGAGCCUCGCGAGCAGCCGCAGGAGCCGAGCACAGAGGCAGCACAGGUGGAGAGCUCCCCCCUGGACGCUGGACACGUUUCAGCUCCUGCAGCCUCAGAGGCGACCGUCAGCCCCCAGCCCGACAGCAGCAGCAGCAGCGGGGGUCCAGGACAGUCAGCUGAGGGAGAGCAGGCAGCUGCAGCCAGCACAAACUCAGCAGCAGAGCGGCAGGUGACGUUUCAGGCUGAUCCCGACAGUUACAACGGGGCGGUGAGGGAAAACUACAGCUGGUCUCAGGACUACACUGACGUGGAGGUUCGCGUGUCUGUGCCCAAGACAGUUGUAAAGGGCAGACAGGUCAGUGUCAGUCUGCAGACCAGCGGCAUGCGAGUGUGUGUGAGGGACGGCGCCGAGGAGAAAACACUGAUGGAGGGAGAAUUCACACACAAGAUCAACACUGAAAACUCUCUGUGGAGCCUGGAACCUGGGAGCUGCGUGGUCCUGUCACUCAACAAGACCUCCGAGGUUUGGUGGAACGCGGUGCUGAAAGGAGAGAAAGAGAUCGACAUAAACCAAAUUAACCGCGAGCGCUCCAUGGCGUCCGUGGACGACGAGGAGCACGCCGUACUGGACAGACUCACGUUCGACUACCAUCAAAAGCUGCAGGGCAAACCGCAGAGUCAUGAAAUGAAAGUGCACGACAUGCUGAAGAAGGGCUGGGACGCCGAGGGCUCGCCGUUCAAAGGGCAACAGUUCGACCCCUCCAUGUUUGACAUCCCCCCCAGCGCGGUACAGUUCUGAGACUCAGCCAAAAAACCUCUGCCAAAUAUGAACUGAAUCCCAGUUUCCUCACAGAACCGGUUGUAAUAAAGUCAACGUUUACCUGCC
Molecule: messenger RNA, 1322 nt
Organism: Seriola aureovittata
Lineage: Eukaryota; Metazoa; Chordata; Actinopteri; Carangiformes; Carangidae
Gene: nudcd3
Product: NudC domain containing 3
Exons: 6
Coding region: 138-1235 (365 amino acids)
Biological process (GO): protein folding
Cellular component (GO): cytoplasm
Source: RefSeq, a predicted model, not a curated record